Ziziphus jujuba (common jujube) is the source of this 3646-nucleotide messenger RNA. RefSeq names its product scarecrow-like protein 28. Gene Ontology annotation, cellular component: nucleus. Gene Ontology annotation, biological process: regulation of DNA-templated transcription. Gene Ontology annotation, molecular function: sequence-specific DNA binding; DNA-binding transcription factor activity. The transcript has a single exon. Bases 1219 to 3246 code for a protein of 675 amino acids. Lineage: Eukaryota; Viridiplantae; Streptophyta; Magnoliopsida; Rosales; Rhamnaceae. The record is from RefSeq and is a predicted model, not a curated record.
AACUCCGUACACCAACUCCCUCCUCUCUCUUUCUCUCUCUCUCUCUCUCUCUUCCAACGGUCAUAUUUCACCGACAGCCUCCAACGGUCACAUCCUCCUCUGUUUUUCACCGUUCGAUAACAAUCACACGGCAAACAAAUCCUGUUCCCUUAAGACUCUUCUUGAACUUCCUUUUCACUCUGCCAUCAUUUUUUUCAAUGCUGGUAAAUCAAAUCAGUCACUGAACCCAGAAGACCAAAAAAAAAAAAAGAAGAAGAAGAAGAAGAAGAAGAAGAAGAAGGGAGACCCAGAGAAAAGCAGUGAUCGUGACAGCCAUGGAAGUGGUAGUAGUAGAGUAGGAAAGGCGGUGGAGUAGUGAGGGAAAAAAUUGAGAAGGAAAAAAAAAAAAAAAAAAAAGGGUCAGUAUAUAAAGCACAGUUCUUGUUUGAUUUUUGGUUUCUUUGGGCAGUGAGUGAGUUUCUGAGGGAGGUUUUUUAUUUGUCUGUUUGUUGUUGAUUAUCGAUUUGGUUUUCUUUGCAUGCAAGUUUGAAAAGGGUUUUCGUUUUUCUGGACCUGGGUUUAUCCGGGUUUUGCUUCGGAUUCAAGUUUUCAGCCAUGGUGGACUUGAUGGAUUCUUCUUUUGCCGGUUUGGGUCUGAAAAUUGCUGGGUGUUUCAGCUUCCAGUUUGAGCAUGUACAUUUCUAUACUUCCAUUCGUUGUGUUAGCUCCUUUGUGAAGAAAAAUCAUAGCCUUUUCCAAUGAAUUUCUUUUGAAUAUUUCGGAAUCCGAUGAUCUUACUAUUGUAGGUCUAUUAGUUUCCAAAUUCUUUCAUUCUUUUGGGGGUGGGGUUUGCAUAUUCUGUUCUUUCUUUGCACGCAUAUAGGAACACACACAAGCUUGUAAACCUAUUUUAUUUUAUUUUUUUCUUUUGAUUUGUUUCUCCAUUAUUCAUCGGAUUCCUAUUGUUUGUUUGUUUAUUUAUUUAUUUUUUUUCACACACUCACAAAAUAGUCUAUCUCUCUGGGUUUCUCUCUUCAAAUUUUCAUUCAAAAGGUUUUAUAGAAAUAAAGAAUUUUAAUACAAAAUAACAAACACUACAGAUUUUAUCAUCAUCCAAAAGCUGUAGAAAAAAAGAGAAAGAACUAGGGAGAGAAAAGAUAAAGCUAGCAAAAACAGGGUGGGUGAAUUGUAGUUCAAUUAAAAAACAAAAGAAAGAAAAUUGGAAGGUUAUAGAGAGAAAUGUUGGCUGGGUGUUCUAGUUCCACAUUGCUAUCGCCAAGGCAUAGAUUGAGGAGUGAAGCACCCGCACAGUUCCAAGCUUGCCAUUUCCAGUUGCCUUCAAUGAGCACACAGAGAUUGGACUUGCCAUGUGGUUUUCCUCGGAAAGACACCGCCCGGUCACAAUCCAUUAGGCCGGUAGGACUUUCGGUGGAGAAACCUAUCGAAUCAAAGACCAGCAGUUGUUCCCUGAAGCAGAAUAUCCGGCUGCCACCAUUGGCAACAACAGCGCCGCCACCGAGUCCUCAGACAGCAUUCGCCGAAGCAAGGAAGGAGAUCAAGGAGGAGUUUUGGGAGAGAGGAAAGAGUUUGAAGAGGUUUGCAGAGCAGGUGGACGAGUCCUUCAUAAACAGAGCCAAGAGGAAAAGGGGUAGCAGUGAUAAUGGAAAAGCCAACGAUGAUGAUUUUCAUAAAGGGGGUGAUAGUUUGAGUUUAGGCCAAUUGGGUGCUGGGAAUUUUUGGUUUCAGCCUGGUUUUAACCCUCCUCAAGUUCCUUUCUCUUUGACAUGUUCAGGGGAUGAAGAGAGGGUCUGUUUGGUUCCUGGGGAAGUGAUUUCUCCUCCAUUGCCAUUGUCAAACAAUCCUUGGGUGGAAUCAGUUGUUACUGAGAUCACUGAUCUGGGUGAGAAGGUUGGUGAGACAAGCCACAGGCAGGUAAAGGAAGCUUCUCCAUCCAGUUCGUCCUCCGAAAGCCAAAACUUGGCCUUGAGGCUCAGUGAAGCAGUCCCUGAACAUGAAGUGGGUAAUGGGUCUACGCAUCCUUACGACCCACAUGGAGGUUCUGGAGUAGAGGCAGGGGAGGAGGACAUCCCUGUAGACCAUCAAGGGAUUGAGCUUGUAAGUUUGCUAACAUCAUGUUUGGAAGCAAUUGGGUCGAAGAAUAUUCCGUUGGUUAACCAUUUUAUAGCUAAACUGGGGGAGCUUGCUUCUCCUAGAGGAGGAACACCUUUGAGCAGGCUUAUUGCUUACUAUACUGAAGCUUUAGCUCUGCGAGUCACCAGGCUUUGGCCUCAUAUUUUUCACAUUACAACUCCUCGGGAGUUUGAUCGAAUGGAUGAUGAUUCUGGCUCUGCAUUGAGGCUUCUAAACCAGGUGAGCCCAAUUCUAAAGUUUCUUCAUUUCACUUCGAAUGAGAUAUUGCUGAGAGCUUUUGAAGGGAAAGACAGGGUUCACAUUAUAGAUUUCGACAUUAAGCAAGGAUUGCAAUGGCCUAGUUUGUUCCAGAGUUUAGCUUCUAGGACUAAUCCUCCAAGCCAUGUUAGAAUCACUGGCAUAGGUGAGUCCAAGCAAGAGCUAAACGAAACAGGAGAUAGACUAGCCGGAUUUGCUGAGGCACUAAACCUGCCUUUCGAGUUCCACCCGGUUGUGGACAGAUUGGAAGAUGUGAGGCUUUGGAUGCUUCAUGUCAAGGAGCACGAGAGUGUUGCUGUGAAUUGUGUUUUCCAACUGCACAAGACUCUUUAUGAUGGGAAUGGAGGAAGCCUGAGGGAUUUUUUGGGACUGAUUCGAAGCACGAACCCCACUAUAGUUCUUAUGGCAGAACAAGAAGCAGAACACAACGACCCCAGGUUGGAAGCAAGAGUUUCCAACUCGUUGAAAUACUAUUCUGCCAUAUUUGAUUCCAUUGAUUUAAGCCUUCCAUUGGAUAGUCCAGCCAGGAUCAAAGUAGAGGAGAUGUUUGCGAGGGAGAUAAGGAAUAUUGUUGCCUGCGAAGGAAGCGACAGGUUAGAAAGGCAUGAAAGUUUUGAAAAGUGGAGAAGGUUGAUGGAACAAGGAGGGUUUCACUGCAUUAGGAUUAGUGAGAGGGAAUUGAUUCAGAGUCAGUUGCUGUUGAAGAUGUACUCCGGUGAGAAUUAUAAUGUCAAGAAGCAAGGGCAAGACGGAGAGGGACUUACCCUAGGUUGGCUAGAUCAACCUCUGUUUACUGUGUCAGCAUGGGCACCAGUUGAUGUGGCAGGCACUUCAUCAUCUUUUUCUCAACCAAGUUGAUAGCUGUUCUUUUCUUCACAGAUACCAUCACAAUUCCUUUCCGUUGUUGUUGCAUACAGAGGAAAAAAGAAAAAAAAAAAAGGAAAAAAAGGGAUACAGAAUUCUUUGUAGGUAGGGAAAUCUGUCAUAUUAUUCUUUCAUUCUUUUCUUGCAGAUAAGGUCAGUCAGUCAGUCCUCAUAGUGUCAGAUCCAUUUGUAUGAAUACACUAGGUCAAAAUACUAAUUUCAAUUCUUUGCAGGCCAAGUUCUUAGGAAUUUUUUUUUUUCAGGCACUAGUAUUUGGAGUCAAAUUUGUGUUUAUUCUUUGAUUCUUUCUGUAUUAAGAUGAUAUUCUUUGUAGUAUUGUUAUGUUAUCACCUAGUUGAAAAUUUGAAUGUUAUAUAUGAAAUGGUUUUAUUGA